GAUGGUUGGUAGAAUACGUGAGAGGAAUGUGCUUACGAUAAGACUCCCCUCACAGUUCCAUAUUUAGGCAGUGUGUUCUCUCAUGCUCUCGCGCAGAGAGAGAGAGAGAGAGAGAGAGAGAGAGGAAACACAGAAACCUAUUUCUAUUACUACGUACAAUAACAACAAUAUUAGAGCAUCGAAGGACCGAAUAUCCAUAUCACCUCACACCGCAUAAAACAUUUGAUACUCCUAGUCCUCCCCUUCUGCCUAUUUAAACUCAGAUCCACCCCGCCCCGAAACCACGACACAGCAGGAAGACAGUAUAUCCUCGAUAAGAUUCGCGAAAAGAAGGAUUCAGGUGGAUAGAUAAUAUAUACCGGCUGGAAGAUGCCUUUGACGUACUGCUUGAGGGAGAGGAAGCCCUGCGUGCGCUGGGUCGAGAAGUACUUCAAGGACUGCCUGUGUAACCUCAAGGAUGAGAUAUCAUUUGCGUUCGGGCUAAUAAGUUUGGUGAGCUGGGGUGUUGCGGAGAUCCCUCAGAUCAUCACCAACUUCCGCACCAAGUCCAGCCAUGGAGUCUCCCUUGCCUUCCUCAUGACUUGGAUCGCCGGGGACAUCUUUAAUCUAGUCGGCUGCCUCCUCGAACCAGCUACGUUGCCGACUCAGUUCUACACGGCCCUGCUCUAUACGACAAGCACGGUGGUGUUAGUGUUGCAGAGUGUGUAUUAUGAUCACGUCUACAGAUGGUGGAAGUGCCGUCAAAACAAACCCCACCAAAAGGUUUCGGAAGAGAAAGAGCCCCUGAGGCCUAAGACAUCUACCCGUUCAGGAAUGCCGAUACCAAACUCCUCACCUAAGGCACUACCUCGCAGAGAGUUCUACUACACAUCAGCUAGAUCCUUGGCAGGAAGUGGGACUCCGCCAUUUCGAACCUACAUGAGGGUGGCUCGGAGUGGGCCAUCAGCUCUAGAAGUUAACAGUGACUCAUCUUCGGACGAUGAAGCAGUUCCUGUUUCUUCGGAUAAGAAGUCCACCCAGCCUAGACCUAUCCCACGAUCUGCUGGUUACGGGACAUUUCUAGCUGCAUCGGUAACUUUGCCCUUCCAGAGCAACGCUUUGGCCGACACGUAUAUCAGAAUUACCCGGAGGAGAUUAUUACAGGAAAGUGGAAUGGAGCACAGUGCAUUCGGGCAAUGGCUUGGGUGGCUAAUGGCAGCAAUAUAUAUGGGAGGGAGGAUCCCUCAGAUUUGGUUAAAUAUCAGAAGAGGAAGUGUGGAGGGUCUGAAUCCUCUCAUGUUCAUCUUUGCACUGAUCGCGAAUGUUACAUACGUGGGAAGCAUUCUGGUAAGGACCACCGAGUGGGACGACAUAAAGGCCAACAUGGCUUGGCUGUUGGAUGCUGUCGUCUGCGUGGCACUUGAUUUAUUCAUCAUAUUGCAGUACAUGUAUUACAGAUACUUCAGGCAAAAGAUCCCCUCAGACGAAGAAGGCUAUGGAGACUACAAGGACGAAAAGAAGGCGGUAGCUUCUUAAUUACCUGCAAUACCGAGUGUAUGUCUCCAGCAGCUGGACUGAGAGCUUUAAAAGUUAAGAAGUCAAUUACUUUUGUCGUACACUAAACCAUCAACGCGCUUGAUUAAUAGAUGAUGUCAUUUUCACACGUAGCAGACAAGAAGGAUGUUUAAGCACUUGAUUCCGGAGAUCACCUCGAGGAAAACUGAGGAUGACCCAUUUCCCGCUUUGCUCCAUGAACACCUAGAGACCAAGAGCUACUUUUGAGAUCUUUGUGAAUGACCUGAGAACAUAUAGAUUCUCAUAAAGCUCCAAAUCGCGAACUGACGUUUACAGGACCAUCAGUUUAUUACUGCCUGGUGCCUAAAUCACGGGAUUGCCAGACUCCACGGCUUGGACCGGGAAAAUUGUAUGAGAUCCUGAAGUUCUUGUAAAGGGAACAUGGGACCCAUUGUACCUUUAAAAUGCCAUCUUCUGUUCUGAGAAAUUUCAAGCACCCCUAUGUGAAGAACCCCAAGGAUUCCUCUAAGCCCUAACUGGUAGAUUGCUAGAACCAUCAAUGAAUUCCUCAAGGAUUCCUGUUGGCAUGAUGAGUGAUGUUUAUGGCCUAAUGAAAACACUUUAAGCUGUAUGGAA
Messenger RNA from Punica granatum (pomegranate), 2130 nucleotides. NCBI's taxonomy places the organism in Eukaryota, Viridiplantae, Streptophyta, Magnoliopsida, Myrtales, Lythraceae. The record is from RefSeq and is a predicted model, not a curated record.